CCAAAUCCUGACAAUAACCAAUAUACUCCUUCUCCUCCUCCUCCUCCUCCUCCUCCUCCUUCUUCGCUUAAUCGCAGAGAAGCGUUGAUUAGCUGUUGGUUCUUCUUCUCCUCUAUCUCUGUUUCUUCUUCAACUCUCUUCGAACUUCUUCAAAUUAACUACCGUUGAAUUCUUCUCCCUCCCGUCUCUUUCUGAAUGAUUACGGAACAUAUUCGAUUUUCUCAGGCUUUUCGUGUUCGUUGUUCUUGCCAUUUUUCAAUCACAUCCCCUUCUCUCCCUACAGAGACAUGUGUAUUUAAUAUAUGUUUUUUCUUUCAAGUUUCAAAGACUUUUGGGUUGUUGUUCUUGUUGGUAUAUUCCUGUAUUUUCUCCAAACUUACUGAAGGGCGUUUUUAGCACUUCCGUUUUCAGUGUGUUCUGCUGAAAUUGUUAUUUAAUUCUCAAAGUUUUAAAAUAAUGGGUUUCUUGAGUAUCUGGCAUUCUUAGGCAACUCAUCGUGGAUCUGCGAAGUCACCCAAUUUGAUUUGUAUAAUAUAAUCCUUGUUUUUCUAUUGUAUAAAAAGAUUUAAAAUACUUUUUGUUUCUCUAUCCGUCUCCUUCCUUCGCCUCCCCCUAAAAGUUGCCCCAAAUAGGGAUUUAAGUUUGGAGUAGAGAAAUGGUUCUGUUCAACUUUUGAAAAACUUGACCCCCUUCUGGUUAUGGAUCUGGAAAGUGGGGUGGUUAAUGAGAAGAAUGCGAAGAAAGACUCAUGGAGGACGGUUUUGAUGAUGGCUUAUCAGAGCCUUGGCGUUGUCUAUGGGGAGUUGGGGACUUCGCCUCUGUAUGUCUACAAGAACACUUUUGCUGAUGAAGAUAUCGAGCACACCACCAGCAACGACGAGAUUUACGGCGUUUUGUCCUUCGUUUUCUGGACUCUCACUAUUGUUCCUCUGCUCAAGUACAUAUUUAUCGUCCUUAAAGCCGAUGACAAUGGCGAGGGAGGGACGUUCGCUCUCUAUUCGUUGCUGUGUCGACACGCCCGAGUUAGCUCAUUGCCCAAUACUCAGUUGGUUGACGCUGAACUCGCUGAGUACAAGAUGGAUAUCCACGGUCCACCGCCUCAGGAAAGUUUUGGGUUCAAACUCAAAUCUGCGUUGGAGAAGCGUCGGAUUCUGCAGAAAUUCUUGCUCGUUCUUGCUUUACUUGGGGCUUGCAUGGUGAUUGGGGAUGGCAUCCUGACACCGGCUAUUUCUGUUUUUUCGGCGGUUUCUGGCCUCGAGCAUACCAUGUCGAAAGAGCAUCACAAAUAUAUAGAAGUCCCAAUCACAUGCAUCAUACUGAUAGGCUUGUUUGCUCUUCAACACUACGGCACGCACAAGAUAGGCUUCUUGUUUGCUCCCAUAGUGACAGUUUGGCUAUUGUGUAUCAGUGCCACUGGCUUGUACAAUAUUAUUCACUGGAAUCCUGGUGUUUAUAGAGCAAUUUCUCCUCGUUACAUGUUCCAAUUUCUUAAGAAAACACAAAAAGGAGGUUGGAUGUCACUUGGUGGAAUUAUGUUGUGCAUUACUGGUUCAGAGGCGAUGUUUGCAGACCUUGGGCAUUUCUCACAGCUAUCAAUUAAGAUUGCUUUCACUUUUAUGGUUUAUCCAUCUCUCCUCCUAGCAUACAUGGGACAAGCUGCCUAUCUAUCUCAAAAUCAUACCACUCCAAAUGUAAUUGGGUUUUAUGUAUCUGUACCUGAGAAAUUGAGGUGGCCUGUCCUUAUAAUCGCUGUGCUUGCUGCAGUAGUAGGAAGCCAGGCUAUAAUCACCGGAACUUUCUCAAUUAUAAAGCAGUGCUCCGCUUUGGGUUGCUUUCCGCAAGUUAAAAUUGUCCAUACAUCCUCGAAAGUUCACGGUCAGAUUUAUAUCCCGGAGGUUAAUUGGAUUUUGAUGCUGUUGUGCUUGGCUGUUACCAUAGGUUUCAGAGACACAAAGCGCUUGGGUCAUGCCUCAGGUCUGGCAGUGAUAACCGUCAUGCUGGUUACUACGUGCUUGAUGUCUCUUGUUAUCGUCCUGUGUUGGCAUCGAAGCGUGUUUCUUGCAAUAGGCUUCAUCUUCUUCUUUGGCAGCAUUGAAUCUCUCUACUUCUCAGCUUCUCUCAUCAAAUUUCUUGAAGGAGCUUGGGUUCCCAUCGCUAUUUCUCUUGUCUUGCUGAUUGUUAUGUAUGUCUGGCACUAUGGUACUCUUAAGAAGUAUGAAUUUGACAUCCAAAACAAGGUUUCUAUCAACUGGCUGCUUAGUUUGGGUCCCAGCCUAGGCAUCGUAAGGGUUCGUGGGAUUGGUCUCAUACAGACGGAGCUUGUUUCAGGAAUCCCGGGUAUCUUCACCCACUUCGUCACCAAUAUUCCUGCCUUCCAUCAGGUUCUCGUUUUCCUUUGCAUCAAACAUGUCCCGGUGCCACGUGUUAGACCUGAGGAACGGUUUCUAAUAGGUCGUAUAGGUACGAGCGAAUAUAGACUCUAUAGGUGCAUUGUACGAUAUGGGUAUCGAGAUGUUCACAAAGACGACGUAGGGUUUGAGAAUGAUCUUAUAUGCAGCAUAGCAGAGUUUAUGAGGUCAGGGAAUCCAGAGUCUAGUGAUUCCAAACACGGUUUUGACAGAGAUGGUGAAAAUAUGACAGUCGUCGGGACAUCUUCUACCCAUGAAGAUAGAAUUCAGAUGGCUGAGAACAAUAACGACGCAGACUCUGAAGAACUGUAUGCAGCUUCAGACGCAAGGGAAAUAAGGUCGCCAGCUCCAAUUCAAUUGAGGAAAAGAGUGCGUUUCAUCGUACCCGAGAGCCCAAAGAUCAACACCGAUGCAAUGGCAGAACUAGAAAAUCUAAUGGAAGCAAGGGAAGGAGGAGUAGCUUACAUAUUAGGACGGUCGCACAUGAAAGCAAAACAAGGAUCGAGCAUGCUGAAAAGGGUGUCGAUCGACUUCAUUUACGAGUUCUUGAGGAAGAACAGCAGAGAAGCUAACUACCCUGUAGGUUCAUCACAUUCAUCAUCAACCCUUGAGGUGGGUAUGAUGUAUCUUGUUUAGUUUUAACCAUAAUAAUACUAGAAUUCUAUGUAGAUAGAUAUGGGUAUAGAAAGCUGUAAUAUCUGUAAAAAUAUUGAAAAAAAAAAAAGCCUAUAAAAUUCAAGUGUGGAUUUGAGGAAAAUGGGAAUAACAAAACAUAAUUCAAUUA
Momordica charantia (bitter melon) is the source of this 3192-nucleotide messenger RNA. RefSeq names its product potassium transporter 6. Gene Ontology annotation, molecular function: potassium ion transmembrane transporter activity. Gene Ontology annotation, biological process: potassium ion transmembrane transport. Lineage: Eukaryota; Viridiplantae; Streptophyta; Magnoliopsida; Cucurbitales; Cucurbitaceae. The record is from RefSeq and is a predicted model, not a curated record. Gene Ontology annotation, cellular component: membrane.